Molecule: messenger RNA, 594 nt
Organism: Oldenlandia corymbosa var. corymbosa
Lineage: Eukaryota; Viridiplantae; Streptophyta; Magnoliopsida; Gentianales; Rubiaceae
Source: the annotation of a GenBank genome assembly
AUGCCGCCGACCACCACCGUUGAUGAGGUCACUGCAAAGCUCGAGACUACAGCUGUUGAAGCACAAAAGGCGACAAUGAAAGAGCAAGCAGCCGGAAACGAGGCGGCGGAGACUGAGCCGCCAAAGGAGAAGAUGGAAGAGAGCACUCAUCAAGAAGCAGUUGAAGAGGAAAAACAAAAGAACCAGACAAUUGUUGAAGAAGAAGAAGAUGGCGAAAUUCCGGUGGAGGUUGAAACAAAAACGGGUGUUUCUUUCCCUAUAAGGUUGGAAGACAAGAAGCAACUCAAAGCUGUUGGGUUGAGAAAGAAAAGCAUGCUCGGUGUGGGCAUCAAAAUAUACGCUUUUGGAAUAUAUGCGGAUAAUGAGAAACUGAAGGCUCUCAUGAGGGAUAAAUUUGGACCAAAAGCACCCGCGAAACCCACCAAAGAGAUGUACCAAAUGGUGAUCGACAGUGAUAUUGGGAUGAGGGUAAGAUUGGUAAUUGUGUUCUCAAACCUAACCAUGAGUAUGGUUCGCAAGAAUUUCGACGAAGGUCUGGGAGCUGCUAUCAAGAAACUCACUGGUUCCAAAAAUGAUGACCUCACCAAGAAGUAA